This is a messenger RNA of Puntigrus tetrazona (Sumatra barb), 5453 nucleotides long. RefSeq names its product PHD finger protein 2 (gene phf2). Lineage: Eukaryota; Metazoa; Chordata; Actinopteri; Cypriniformes; Cyprinidae. Gene Ontology annotation, biological process: regulation of transcription by RNA polymerase II; protein demethylation. Gene Ontology annotation, molecular function: transcription coregulator activity; histone demethylase activity. The record is from RefSeq and is a predicted model, not a curated record.
AUGGCGACUGUACCCGUCUAUUGCAUCCUGCAGAUUACCUUACGAUAGCAGUUUAUGAUCGAAUGCGACGCCUGCAAAGACUGGUUUCGGCAGAUGACCAGGCUUUACCGCCCUCGUGAUUUUAAACGCCUCGUGACCUCUAUUAAGAGGAAAGAAAGCCAUACAGCUGUGUGGGAGGUGGAUGAAGAUGAAGCCGCAGACAUUGACAUCUAUCACUGUCCUAACUGUGUGAAAAAGACCCGCGACAAAUCCACCUUGAAAAAGAAAAAGAGCUGGAAUAAGCAUGACGCGGGGCAAAGUGGGGCGAUCAGACCGGUUCAAAAUGGCAGUCAGGUGUUCAUUAAAAAAGGCACGGCGCGGCGGACAUUCCCAGAUGUGGUGGUCAAGCGCAAUCUGGAAGUCAGAUGGCCAGCUGGACUACCUUGAAGCCAGUUCAACCAGGCGAUUCUCAUCCAGAAAGAUGGGCUGGGGAUGGCUAUGCCUGCACCCACGUCCUGCGUCAGUGAUGUGGAAACUAUGUUGAUGUUUGAUGUUGUGGAUAGUGUAGUCAUUACCAAACAGGCAAACAGCAGAUGAAGUAAAAAAUUUGUUGAUUAUUACUACAGCACAAACAGAAAUGUAUUAAAUGUGAUCAACCUAGAGUUUUCAGGCAUGAUAUGGCCCAAUAUUGUUGAGAGUCAUGAUAGUUCGCAAGGAUUAUCUGGGUGGAAAAAUUACUGUACAAUGACGCUUGUUGUUAGGGAAGCCUUAAGGGUGUCCAAAUAUUAUCUCAUAUGUGAAGACAGCUACACAGACUUUCACAUUGAGUGCGGAGAAACCUCCGUGUGGUAUCACGUCAUAAAGGAAAAAAUCUUCUUUCUUAUCAAGCCCACUUCUGCCAACCUUUCUCCUAUCUGAGCUGGAGACCUCUCCAACCUGACGAGAUGUUUCACUUGUCAAGUGGACAAGUGUUACAAGUGCACUUUUGCACUGAAACAAAGGGCAAACUCUUUCAUUCCAUCAGGUUGGAUUAAUGCAAUACGGCCCUGUAGACUUUGCUUAGCCUUCUCUGGGCAUUUUGUUCACAGUCUGAGUGUGGAGAUACAAAUGAGGGCAUAUGAGGUGGAAAAGACUCAAGUUGCCAGCCUCACUCCAUUUCCAAACUUUGAAACAGCAUGUUGGUAUGUGGGAAAAUACUACCUGGAGAGCGGUUUACAUAAAACAAACAAACAGCCACCUCCUUACUUGGUACACGGUGCCAAAAUUGUCAAUGGAGCAUUUAGAUCGUGGACUAAAAAAAAGGCUCUUUUAGAACAUGAGGAUGAGCUUCCAGAAAACAUGAAGCCAGCACAGCUCAUUAAAGACCUUGCCAAAGAGAUUCGGUUUCAGAGCGCAACAAAAGCCAUAAAGAAUGAACCCAAGCAACUCGGCCCCAGCGGAGGAACCCCGUCUGCUCCGUCAGAACCGGAAGAGCCCAUGUCCCCUGCCCACAUCUCCACCCCCUCCAGAGAUAAGCCAGCCAGGAAGAAAGCCACAAAGCCACCCAAAAUGCCCAAGGCGCCCAAACCACGAAGGAACCCAAAUAAAGAAGGUGGCAAAAGCGAAGAAAGCAAAGAAAGUAUUUUACCUGAGAAAAAGCCCAGUCUGGCAGCUCUUGAAUCCCAUGCAAAGGACAUCCUCAACAAGAUGGACCAGCCCAAAAAACUGGUAAAGACUGGGAUGAGUAUUAUGGAGAGGGAAGCGAGUAAACCGAACGACGUUGAUAAGUUUAAAAUGAUUCGAGAGCAUAAUAAGAACAAGACUGAGGCCAAAUGGAAAUAUAAGAAUAGCAAACCCGAUUCGUUAUUGAAAAUGGAAGAAGAGCACAAAUUUGACAAAAGUCUACUCAGCCAUAAAGACAAUAAAUUUGCAUUUUCAUUGUCGAAUAAGAAGCUGUUGGGAUCAAAGAUGCUCAAGACCCAGACCAAUUCGAGUGUUUUUGGCUCAAUACAGAACAUUAAGGAAGAAAAACCCAAGCCUGUGAGAGACGAGUAUGAGUAUGUCUCUGAUGAGGGGGAGCUUAAGAUCGACGAAUUCCCAAUCAGGAGGAAAAAGAACGCAGUCAAGAGAGACUUUUCCUUUUUAUCAAACAUCAAAGAACCCAUUCAGCCAGCGAAAAAGCCAAAGCUACAACAGUCGGACAUGAAGAGUCCAGAUUCAUCAGAUGAGGAAUCUCUCCACAUAGACACAGAGGCCAAGACAGAGGUCAAAGGUCGCAACUCCAAGGUCUCUAAGAAUAAAGGCGGCAGUUCAGCUGGGAUUCUGGAUCUCCUGCAGGCCAGCAAACAAGUGGGCGGCAUUGACUACAGCAACAACAGUCAGCCACCUGCAUCCCCCAGCACACAGGAGGCCAUCCAGGGCAUGUUGUCCAUGGCCAACCUGCCAUCAGACUCUUGUCUGCAAACGUCCUGGAGCAAUAGCCAAGCGAAGAACAACUCGCACAGCAGCACAGCCAGCAAGAAGCAGAGCGGCGUGGCCGGAGCGGGGGGUAACAGCAAGAGACCGGCCAAACGCUUGCCCAAGAAGACGCAAAAGAGCAGCAGCGUGGACAGCUUGGACAUGUUCGAUGACGACCAGGACCACCUAGAAGCUUGCUUUAAGGACUCCGAUUACGUUUAUCCAUCUCUGGAAUCUGAGGAGGACAGUCCCAUUUUCAAAUCAAGAUCGAAAAAAAGGAAAAAUACAGACGACACUCCAUAUAGUCCAACAGCACGAGUUGGGCCCACUGUACCACGACAGGAGAGACCAGCUCGGGAGGGGGCACGUGUGGCGUCCAUAGAGACAGGAUUGGCAGCUGGCGCUAAACUGUCUCAUCAGGAGGAGCAGAAGAUCAAGAAGAAGAAAAAGAGUACCAAAAAGAAGCCCGUGGCUGUAGAGGAGCCUCACAAACUCUCUCAGGACAGCAGCUCUCCAGAACCCACCCCGGACUCUGAGACAAACCUGGGCGACCAUGAGUACAGCACUGGAACGAGCAAGACCCCCGGCAGCUCGCAACCCAUGGCCCCCGGAGUCUUCCUCAGCCAGAGACGGCCUUCAUCAUCAUCGUCAUCUCAGAACACCUCAUCUGUCCCGCCAGCAAAACGGCUAAAGAAAGGAAUGGCGACGGCCAAACAGAGACUUGGAAAAAUCUUAAAGAUUCAUCGCAACGGCAAGCUUUUGCUGUAACACGGACAACUGGGCGACUCAGACUUCCUCCUGAUGUUUAUGGACCCGUGGACCGAUCCUCCCUCCCUCCCUCCCUCCCUCGACGAGCCGGGACGAGAGCGCUAGGACUGAAACGGACGGGAACGUGAACAGGAUCCCAAAAGUUUUCAAUUUCUAAGAAGAACAUAGCUCAGAUAGGUUUUUGCCUCUUCUUUUACUUUAUAACUUUCAGAUAUUAAAAAUGUACAGAAUACCUGCUAUUAAUAUUUUGUAAGAAGAAUUUGUCUUGUUUUACUACGGCUAUCAGUUUAUCAGGGGUUGCUAAUAUAUUAUAAGAUACAGUACAUAGCAGUCAUUCCAAGUUAAAGAAAGUAUCCCUUGCAUGUAUUCCAGUUGCAUGCAUUUUUUUUUUUAUUUUGAUGAGGGGGAAAGGGUUGGUGGAAGGUUGCAAACAAGAAAUUCAUUUUUGCUUUUUGGAUGUGGCUUAUCAUUGUCUUUUUUUUUCUUUUUUUUUCAACAAGUAUUACUGAAGACAUGACGAUUUUCACAGUAACUGGUGGACUAUUUUAAUAUUCCCCAUUUGGAAUCUACUCUCCUUAAUCCUUAAGCAAAAAAGCAUUUUUAUACGCAUUACCUACGCGGAACAACUGAGAAAAAAAAGUACUUUUUCUGUUUGCUAAGCACUAUCACAAAUGAUAUUUAUUAACCUAAUAUAAUUGUACAUGUCAUAGGUAGUUCGAAGCCCUAAGGCACUUACAAAACUUCAGUGAAGCACAAAUAUGAACUCAUAUUUUUUUGUAACAUUGUAUAUCUUCACAGCUAUUAUAAAAUGAUAUACAUUUUAUUUCUGUUCUUUCCUACAAAUAUAGGAAAUUUUUUUGGGGGAACUGUCGGUGCAUAUUUUGACUAAAAUCGUAAAACGCAUAUCGAUAUCAAACCAUAUUUUCGCUAAAUUACAUGGUUGAAAUAUCUUAUUUUCCCUGGUCGGUUUAGCAAAUCAUUGUAUUACAUGAAAUUAAAUGAAUAGUUAGCACGUUUUUUUUUAAAUGUUAUUUAUAUAUUUUUGUUUUUAGACAUUGAUACUACAAUCAGUUUUAUGUCAUACUGUUUUUUUUUUAAUUGUUUGACAACGUAGCUCUUAUUUUGGUUACAAAACACUCGCCAAAAACAAGGAAACACUACAUGAAUGGGAUCUCUAGCACUGAUGAUAAGCCUCAUCCAUGACAUUUCACUACAUGGGGAUACUUUCUCUCUUCUGUUUGUUUCACAGGCAGCACCAGUUACCCUAGAAUGAAAUAUGCAUUUAUAUUGCUUCACAGUACAGUAUGUAGAAUGUAGCCUGUAUAUAGCUUUUUAAAUGACUACUUUUUGUAUCCUUUUUUUCCUCAAUACUUCAUUAUACAUUUUUACUAGUUUUUGCUAAUUACAGACAAAAAUAUAUAUAAAGAUAUAGAAAUAGUCAUUACCGUUGAAAUUGUUUUGUUAGAUACACAAUAGCUGAACUUUUUUUAACCAUUGUUUUGUUUUCAUUUCAUUCUGUUACAUUAGAUAAAAAGGUGUUGCCUGGAGAACAAAAUAAACAGUGUAACAUUUAUUCUCAUAUGGCCUUACAUGCAGAAAACCACGUGUAUUAUGAUUCAUUUAUUAUGGGGGAGAAGGAAAAAAAAAAAAAAAAAAAAAAAAAAAAUCAACGUUUCUACGACCAGCCUGACAUUUGAGCUAAAAUACCCUGAUGGAUUUUAAAGUUAUUUUACUAGCACCUUGUGAAGUGUUUUCUGUGUCAGUGAUGUAAUUUAUUAAUGUUUGUAGCCUUUUAUACUUGUAUAAUUCUUAAGAGGUUUUGUUUGAAAUAUUUUAUCAGUCUGUGAGCCCCUUAGGACACUUUUAUCAUUAACAUUGGGCAAUAGUUCCUUUUUUUUUUCUUCUUCGUCUUAGCAAAACCACGUCUUUAUUGUUUUCAUCAAAUCAAGUGCAACUGCUCAUCAAUACAAAAUGUUACAUUACUAUUGUUAUUAUUAUUAUUAAGCAGCUAUUUUCAUCAUGCCAUGAGUUUUAUUUUGGUAAUAGAGUAUGUACAUUCUUAACCAGGUUUACUGUGCUCAUAAAUUGCAGUGUUUUAGUUACCGAUGUAAAUCUUGUAUCCACCUUUUCCGAUUCGAAACGCUCAGAAUCUUUGUCAAUGGAACUAUUUCAGGUUUUUAUUUGUACAAAAUGUGUGUUGCUUUGUUGUGGUUUAUUUUUAUAUGUUCAAACAAUUAAAUGCAUCCACUGUUUCAUGGCAGUGAAUGAUA